GGCCUGUCGCCAGGGCUGGUGGCGCAGUUGCUCGGCGGGCGCCAUCUUCCCUCGCGGCGCGGGCGGCGCCCUCCGUGGUCGCCUCACCUGCCCGGGCGCCGCGACGUUCGGGGCCAGGCGGAGCGGAGCUGCGCGCGGGACGCUGAGUUCUGUAGAUGGGACCGGGGCCACGCAGCCCUCGCCGUUCCCACACCCCUAGACCCAAAAUACCAGGCCGUCUGCUGGCUGUGGGAAGGGGCUGGGGCGGCGACUUGCUCGAUCCCACAGGUUUCUGAGGGGAAAGGUGACCCGAGGGCGACUUCGCGGCUGAUGGGUUUCCUCCCUUAUCUCCGCAUCCCCCUGGUCAAAUUGGAGGUGAGGAGUUCCUGCCUUCUCUCCUAAGGCCAGACACGGCGGCUUUGUUUUCUCUGGCCCGGCUGGAGGGCCGGGUAUUAAAGCUUUUCCUUCAUCCUUUUCCAGUUAUUGAGAGUAGGCAAAGCCGGUUACAAAAUUAAAAACAAACAGCAACAAAAGGACAGUUGAAGACAGUGCCUAUCUGCUCAUAGGUACCCUGUGUUUUCUUUUUUGGGUGAUUGUAAAAAUCCUGGAGAUAUAUUUAUUUGGCCAAAAUACGGGAAGGUGAUGGGUUUUAUGAUUUUAACAUGGUUUGCUUUGGUAUUACUUCAAGUGAUAGUGAAUUAAAAGUUGCUUAGAACUCCCAUCUGAAAACGUUAACUUGCUUUAAACCACUUUACUUUUUUCCUUUCCCUUUAAAAGAAGACUGUACCUGAAAUCAUCCAAAAAUAAGUAUCCUUGGGGUAGUAGCUCUAUAGUAAAAGGGGUGUACUUGAAGGUCUUAAAUUGUUACUGAAAGCCUAUAAAUCUCUUAUCUCUGUAGGAGUCCGAAGAGUGAAUAGUUAAAUUCUCAUGGAGAAAAGUAACAGUGGCACCAGUAGAUGUGUCCAUGAACAAGUAGUGAAUGUUAGAUACCCUUUAACAAAACCCACCAUAUAUUAAACAAUCUACUCUAUGCCAGGAACUGUGUUUGGUGCUUUAUAUAAUUCCUAUUUAUUACAUCAUCCCUGAAAUAUUGAUCUUAUUAUCUGCUUAUUAGGAAAGAAAUUAAUGUUCAUAGAAAUGGCCUGAUUGUUCAAGGUCUUGCCAUUUUAAGUGCUAAAAUCCACAUUGAAUUCCAAAAGCUUUUGAUUUACACCCAUGAUUUCCCAGUCUGACAGAAUCAACUGGGGAGAUGUUUUUAAAAUAUAGAUUUGUAUCAUUAUUUGCUAGGACCAGUUGUGUCCUUUUAAUAAUGUGUUAGGCAAUCUCAGUUUUAACCUCUGACUCCCAACUUCAUUACAACCCUAACCCCCCCUCCAGGACUGAAAUUCUGCCCAGGACCCUCUCAUUUGAAUAGGAGCCUAUUAUCCAAAGCUUUUCAAGUGAUUUCAGCAUAACAGAUAUGUAUUUGGAAUAUACUGUAUUGACUGUGUUCCUUUUUGAAUUGGAACAUGGGAAUUAAGGUCUAUAUCAUUUUGAGUUUUGCACAGUAUACUUCACAUUAUUCUCGUUUUUAUUUUUCUCCUGGCUGUUUGUCAAGUCUUGAAAUUAUUAUCUUGUAGAAUAAGGCUUAGGUAUUCUGCGAUUUUAAAGUCAGUACAUUUUAAAAAGUAGAUUGUCUCAUUCUUUUGAGAAGUUAUAUAACGUAUGGGUGUCUUGAGUCUAGCCAAACUAUCUAGUUUAGUCAAGACAGCUGUGUAACUAAAAUAGACUUGCAUCCAAGAUUUAUACAGGAAUUAGGAAUAGAGUAGAGAAGACACUGAAAUAAAGACCUAGAGAUAAAUCCUUAUAGGAAAGGAUUGUUUCCUGAAUUUUGAAUUGUAGACAUAUCUUUUGGGUUUUGGAAAGUAGGAUGGACAAAUCAUUCUAAACAUGAAACCGAAUAACAGUAUGAAUAAAAACAGUUCAGGAAGAAACACCUAGAACAGGUGCUGAACAGAUGACCUGACUAAAAUGAGAACCUGGUCAAGUAAUGGGGUCUAACUCCAGAGCAAAGAUCAUGUAUUUUCCUUCUUUUGUGCUAGCUCUUUUUUUUUUAUUCUCAAAUUACAGUUACGUUUUAUAAUCAUUAAGGAGAAUGGAUUUUAAUUAGGGUAGUAGAAUGUUUUGUUUUGGUUUGGGGUACUAGGGAUUGAACCCAGUACCUCACAUACAUGCUAAGCAGCACAAUACUGCUGAGUUAACACUCCCAGCUCUUGGUUUUUUUUUUUUUUUUUUUUCCCCUUCUCAUUUGUUUAGACAGGGUGUUGCUAUGUUAUCUAGACUGAUGUUGAACUCUUAAGAUUAAAGUGAUCCCCUACAUUUUGGGGGUGCGAUGGCAGAUCAGAAGUUCCAGGUCAGCCUGGGCAAUUUAGGGAGGUCCUGGCUCAAAAUAAAAAAGAUUUAAAAUGGUGAAGGGAAAUGGGAGUGUAAUUGUGGUAUAGUGCUUACCUAGCAUGUGCAAGGUCUUGUAUUUAAUUCCCAAUAUGAUAGAAAUGGAAAACCAACCUAAAUUUUUCAUGUAGAUGUCAGAAUUACACCAUCUUAGUAGGUAGUAUGUCCACAUUUCUCUUUCCUGUUUGAAAAUUUUUGUAAGGCAUAACUGUUGAAUGCCUAUGUGCAGUCUACAUCAGUCUGAUCACUGAGUGGGUGGAGUGCCAGUUUUUUGUUUUUUUUUUUUUUAAUUUUCUGGCAUUUCUUCCUUUGUUUUUCAUGGCAAAUGCCAAAGUAAUUGCAACCUUUGACUAAAAUCCAAUAAAGCUUGAAAUAAGGCAGUGUAGAGGGAAAAAGCUGUAUUUAAAAGUAGGCUUUAGAGGAAUUCAAGACAGGAUAUCUGCACUUGGGAUUUACAGCAUAAUUGGGAAGAGAGAAAACACAACUGAGGUAAUUACAGAUUAAGAAAAACUUAAGAAGUGCCUGGUGGAUCUAAAAGAGUGUAUUAGAACAGACCAUUUUGGCUAGUAAGGGUCAAGAAGAGUUUCUUAGAAGAGGUGACAUUGGAGCUGAGACUUGAAACACAAGCUUGUGCUAACCAUGUGAAAAACUGGGGCUGUAUUUCAGGCUCAGGCCUGUGAAAAGUGUAAAGACCUGAAGGCAGGCGUUAGGCUGAAGGGAAGGCUACUGGGAACAAGGGGAGAAUGGAAUGAGAUGGCGUUGGAAAGCUUCUGCAGGGUCUCUUGUAUUAGGCCAUAGAGGGAUUUUUAGAUUUUACUGGAAUGACAAUGAGAUGCUAUUGAAGGAUUUUAAUUAGGGUAGUGGUAUGUUUUGUUUUGGUUUUGGGUACUAGGGAUUGAACCCAGUACCUCACACACAUGCUAAACAUCACAAUACUGCUGAGUUACACUCCCAGCCCUUGUUUGUUUUCUUUCUUUUCUUCUCCUUCUCAUUUGUUUAGACAGGGUGUUGUUAUGUCACCCAGGCUGAUCUUAAACUCUUAAGAAGUUAAAGUGAUCCCUGGCUUCAGCUUCCCUAGUGCUAUGGGCAGGCACCACCUGUGGGCAAGCAUCACCCACCCUGCUCCUGUUUUUGUUUUUAAAGUUUUAAGCUCCUGUUUUGCUCCUGUCUGCUGUGUGGAGGAAGAGAAGAAGCAGAGAGGGAAGUUAGGUUAUUGCAACAUUCAACCCCAAACCGAUGGUAUCUUAGGCAAGUAGACUGGCAAUGAAGAUAGAGAAAAGUAGAUGGCAGGUUUCAAAUAUACUUUAGAGAUGGAAUCAAAAGGCUUUACAUAAUGAGUUGGCUCUGGAAAAGAGGAAGAGGAAUCAAGGAUGCCUUUAGGCUUUUGUCUAAAUCUAGGGUGACUGAUGGUUCCAUUUGCUGGUUGGAGAAGACUGGAAGAGGAAUAGGUGGUUGGAGGUAGGUAAAAAGUUCUUGUGGAAUCUGUUGUUUUAAAUAUUCUUGUGAGAUAUCCAAAGGGAGAGUCAGGUGGAGAGCGAAUACUUGAGUUGAGCUGAGAGGAGAGGUCUAGACUGGACAUAAUGUUGGGAGUCUCUAGUGUGCAGAUGGUAUGAUAUGGAACUAUCUGAGAUCAUUUGUGAACAUAGAGGCCUUAAGAUCAAGCCCUAACCACUUUUAAUGACUAUAGGUUAAGUCAAGGAGAUUGAAAAGGCUCAGCCAUUAAAGUGGGAGAAUGAGUAUUUUAUCCUUCAAGAAAGAGGGAAUGGUCACCUUCAUAAAAUGCUGCUGAAAAGUAAGGAUAGGAAAAUGUCCAUUUGGCUUUGGCAAUGUUGGGUGACUGUUUUAACAAAUAGUGGUAUAUGAGGAUGGAAGCCAGAUUGGGAUGUGUUAAAGAGAGAAUGGGAAGUGAGGUAAUGCUAUGAGGAGAGAAAUAGCACAGCAGUGAUAAGGGAUGGGUACAAAGAGAUGGCUUUUUGUUGUUUCCUUGUUUCUUUUUGUGGUGUUGGAGGAUUGAACCCUGGCCUGCAUGCUAGGCAUAGAUAAGUGCUCUACCAUUGAGCUAUUCUUUCAACCCAAGGAAGAAUACUUUAAAAAAAAAAAUGGUGGGAGAUAAAAGAACAUUUUCAAAUAGGCUAAGAAUACCUAAUAGGGAGAUUAAUGCAGAAGAGAAAGGAAAGUACCAAAAUGCACAGAAUUAUUUUUUUAAAAAAUAUUUAUUUUUUAGUUAUAGGUGGAUACAAUAUCAUUAUUUUUUAAAAUUUUUAUGUGGUGCUGAGGAUCAAACCCAGUGCCUCACGCAUACUAGGCUCUACCUCUGAGCCACAACCCCAGCCCCAAAUGCACAGAAUUCUUAAGAAAGUGGGAAAGAAUUCAGAACAUAAGAAGAGGUUUUGCCUAAGGUGGGUACAGGAUGACUUACUGCAUAGUAGGGGAGAAGGCAGAGAAAUACGGGCAAAGUGCAAGGAGAUCUACAAAUGGAGGCAGAAUAUAGGACUUUACAUUCUGAUGGCUUCUGUUUUCUCAGUGAAGCUGGAGGCAAGGCCAGCAACUUAAAGUAAAGGAAGAAGGGGUAGUGACUGGUUUCAGGAGAAAUGGACACCUCACCUUGGGCAGCAGGACAAGGAACUCAGUGGGAAACAAGGUAGGAUUGCUGGGUGGUGUUGAAUGUCUGGCUGUCUUGGAGUCAUGAAUUUGAGGUGGAACCAAUCAGCCAAGCUAUGUGUAUAAUUUUCUGUGAGCAAUGUUCAGCUGUUGAAAAGGGCAGCAAAGAGCAGGCAGUUGAUGGGUUUAACUAAGAUUGGAGAUUUUCCCUGCAGAUGUGAUAGAGGUAGGGAGGUGCUAGGGAAUUGAGAGAGUUGCAGGAGGGUGACUUCAAUGAUGAGUCCUGGAAUGUUAGGUGGGCAGCAAAACAGGAAGAUAUUGGGGAUGGGGGCAUUUGACCAUGAAAAUCACUGUGGUUAAAAAUGAAUUACUGGGGGGCUGGGGAUGUGGCUCAAGUGGUAGCGCACUUGCCUAGCAUGCAUGAGGCACUGGGUUCGAUUCUCAGCACACAUAAAAAAAAAUAAUUAAUUAAAAAAAAUGAGUUACUGGAUUUAACUCAUUAUUAGAGGUUUAAUUUGGGAUAAUGAAAAAAUUCUGGAGCUGGAUAGUAGGUUACACAGCACAGUCAAUGUACUUAAUGCCUCUGAACUGUAGGUUAAAGAUGGUUAAAACAGUGUUUUUUUUUUAGUUGUCAGUGGACCUUUAUUUUUUUUAUAUGCAGUGCUGAGAAUCAAUGUCUCAAUGAUUUUUUUUUUGUUGUUACCAUGUACCUCACACAUGGUAGGCAAGAGCUAUACCACUGAGCCUCAACCCCAGCCCCCACAGUAGUAGAUCUUAUGGUAUAUUUUGUCACAAUAAAAAGGAAUUUACAUUUUGUUUAUUUUUGAUGCUGGGGAUUGAAUCCAGGAGUGUUAUACACUGAGCUAUGUCCUCAACCUUUUUGGAAAAAAAAUUUUUUUUGGUACUGUAGAUUGAACCCAGCAGUGAUUAAUCACUGAGCCACAUCCCCAGCCUUUUUUUAUUUUUUUUAUUUUGAGACAGAGUCUUGCUAAGUUGCUUAGGGCCUCACUGAGUUGCUGUGGCUAGCUUUGAACUUGUGAUCCUACUGCUCAGUCUCCCAAGCUGCUGGGAUUACAGGUGUGUGCCCACUAUGCCUGGCCCUUUUUUUUUUCGAAUUUUGAUAACAGGGUUUCAUAAAGUUCUGAGACUUGCCUUGAACUUACUUCCUUUCUUUUUUUUUUUUCCUAUACUAGGGAUUGAACCCAGGAGUUUUCUACCUCUGAGCUACAUCCCCAGUAGGGUAUUUUUGUUUUUUCAGGUUUUAUUUUGAGACAGGGUCUCACUGAAUUGCCAGGGCUGGGAUUACGGGCAUGUGCCACCAUACCUGGUUAUGAAUUACCUUUUAAGAAUUUAGCACUUGCACUUUUAUGGCAGAUACAGAUAUUAUUGCAUAAUACUUCGUACUCAUUAUAUAAUACUGUAUUUUCCACAGAAGACAGUUCAUUUAGGAAUCAAAUCUCAUAAACUACUGAGAUGAAAGAGAAAGUGUUUCCUCUUAUUAUUGUACCAAACUUGAAUGUGCUCUACAGUCAUCUAUAAACAGAUUCUGGAAUAGGGUGUGAACAUCUUAUAUUAUUUGUUUUCCUGUUUACUGAUUUGUCCUAAGCCUUUAGCAUAGCAUUUAAAAACAAGCUGGGCACUCAGUAAACUAUUUGUGGACUGAAUACCCUAGGGAACCUAGGUAGAGAAAAAUGAUGAGAACCAAAAGAAAAACAGUUUGUCUAGAUAGGUGGAGAUCAGCAAUGCCUUCAAUUAAAGGGAUCUGUGAGGAAAAAAACUAGGAAGACCAUUGGAUGUGGCAGCUAUUGUUAGUGUUUGACAUUCUGACCUCUGCAUAUGAUGGGGAAAAAAAUCAGAUUAUAGGGCACGGAGGAAGUAUGUUGAGAAUUUUUAAAAAAUUUGAGACAGGGUCCCACUAAAUUGCUGAGGCUGACCUUGAAUUUGUAAUCUUUCUGGAAGCCUCAGUCUCCUGAGUCUCUGGAAUCACAGAUAUGUACCACCACACCCAGUUGAGAAAAUAAUUUUUUAAAGAUCUGAAUAAUGCCAGGUGAAAGUGUCUAGUAUUUGCCUUAACUAACUUUCUCUUUCUUUCCUCUUUGAAUCUGCAAUUCACUUUUUCAUGAAGUUCCUGUUCCCAGAAUUGGCUACAAACUAAUAGUAAAGUGAAAUUAGGAGAAUGGAGUAGCUGAUAGAAUUCAAAAUAAAUGUCUACAAUGCUCACUGAAAAGAUCCAUUGUCAUUUGUCAAAGCAAUUGUUUAAGGAGAGAGGAGCAAAUCUGUGGAAAGUAUCAUAUAGGUGUGGGUGGAAUUGGGUAAAAGAAAUGGUGCUUGGCUCAGUGAGGCAGCAUGAUUUAAACACAUUCCAAAUCCAUCUGCAUGGCAUGCUUCUCUCUUGAUGGAUAAUGUUCUGUAGUAGAAGUGGGAAAGAUGGAGAGUGAGGAAGCUGGCAGAAAGGUGAUGGGGUGGGGGAUGAGCAUGAGAAGGGAGAGCUGACAGAAGAGGAGUGCCAUUGUGAACUUGACCAGAGCCUCAAGGUGGAAGCACUGCAAGGGCACCUGGCUGGUUGGGGUGGAGCCCAGGGUGCGCUGUGCUGAGGUGGCUUGCCCCUGUAGUGUGUUUCAAGAGAGUUGCUGCUGUAGACAGAGGCUGCAUAGGAAGGUGGAAGAAACCUGGAGCAACUAACUGGCUUGGGUCUGUUUUUCCCUCCCUGCCUCUUGUAUUUUCAUUCCCAGUACUGAGACUUCACUGUACCGCAUCUACUUAAUUAUACCCAGAUUCUCCUAAAUCCUAACCAACUUUAUAAAGUUGUGGCUUGUUUAAUUGUAAAUUUCUGUUUAAUAAAGUUGUGAAAUUGAACAUUUUCUGUUUUUGUGGGUUCUUUGACUCUCUCAUUUGCAAACACAUUAAAUGCUUAUAUUGCCUGAAAUUAAAGUCCUGAACCUGAGUAUACAAGGAAAUAAGGAAAUACAUGUUCCCUUUCUAGAAAUGGCUUUUAUUGCAGUUCAACCAAAAUUCAGAUUGCUCUCUUGUAUCAUCAGGAAUUAAACUUUGUGUCCUGACCUGCAAUUGAAGCAUUAUCACAAGGAAGAAAGUGGAAGGAAAGAGAAAUACUAUUCAUUAAACUUUUACACUGUUUCAGAACCUGAGUUGGACUCUCUGAUCGGGAGCAGAGAUGGGAAAUCUGUUGGCUCCUCAUGGCUUUUCUUACACAACAAGGAUCCUGUUAGACAAUAAGAAUCCAGAAUAAGCCAAUGUGGAACUGUGAAAUGUUGUCAUGGAUGAUGAUGAUGACUCGUGUCUCCUUGAUCUUAUUGGAGACCCACAAGCAUUGAACUAUUUUCUACAUGGACCUAGUAAUAAAUCUAGUAACGAUGACUUGACUAAUGCAGGAUAUUCUGCAGCCAAUUCAAAUUCAAUUUUCGCCAACUCUACUAAUGCUGAUCCUAAAUCAUCCCUCAAAGGUGUAAGCAACCAGCUUGGAGAAGGGCCCAGUGAUGGACUGCCACUUUCAAGUAGCCUUCAGUUUCUUGAAGAUGAACUUGAGUCUUCUCCUCUUCCUGAUCUCAGUGAGGACCAACCUUUUGACAUUCUUCAGAAAUCCUUGCAGGAGGCUAAUAUCACUGAACAGACAUUGGCAGAAGAGGCAUAUUUAGAUGCCAGUAUAGGUUCAAGCCAACAGUUUGCACAAGCUCAGCUUCAUCCUUCUUCAUCAGCAUCCUUUACUCAGGCUUCUAAUGUUUCUAAUUACUCAGGUCAGACGCUGCAGCCUAUAGGGGUGACUCACGUGCCUGUUGGUGCAUCAUUUGCAAGCAAUACAGUAGGUGUGCAACAUGGCUUUAUGCAACACGUGGGGAUCAGUGUUCCCAGCCAGCAUUUGUCAAAUAGCAGUCAGAUUAGUGGUUCUGGUCAAAUACAAUUAAUUGGGUCAUUUGGUAAUCAACCUUCCAUGAUGACUAUUAAUAAUCUAGAUGGAUCUCAAAUUAUAUUAAAGGGCAGCGGACAGCAAGCCCCAUCAAAUGUGAGUGGAGGGCUUCUGGUUCAUAGACAGACUCCUAAUGGCAACUCUUUGUUUGGUAACUCCAGUUCCAGUCCAGUAGCACAGCCCGUUACCGUUCCAUUUAACAGCACAAAUUUUCAAACAUCUUUACCUGUGCAUAACAUCAUCAUACAAAGGGGUCUUGCACCAAACUCAAAUAAAGUCCCAAUUAAUAUACAGCCAAAGCCUAUCCAGAUGGGUCAGCAAAAUACAUACAAUGUGAACAAUUUGGGAAUUCAGCAGCAUCACGUACAACAAGGGAUCUCUUUUGCCUCUGCAAGCUCACCCCAGGGCUCAGUAGUUGGUCCACACAUGUCUGUGAACAUUGUCAACCAACAGAACACAAGAAAGCCCGUCACCUCACAGGCAGUGAGCAGCACUGGGGGUAGUAUCGUUAUUCAUUCCCCCAUGGGCCAGCCUCAUACACCCCAAAAUCAGUUCCUCAUACCUACAAGCCUUUCCGUCAGUUCCAACUCGGUACACCAUGUCCAGACCAUUAAUGGGCAACUUCUUCAGACUCAACCUUCUCAGCUCAUUUCUGGCCAAGUGGCCUCGGAGCAUGUCAUGUUGAAUAGGAAUUCUUCCAACAUGCUCAGGACCAACCAACCAUAUUCUGGACAGAUGAUAAACAACCAGAAUACUGCCGUCCAGUUAGUGUCGGGGCAAACAUUCGCCACCUCUGGAAGUCCAGUAAUAGUCAAUCAUGCCUCUCCUCAGAUUGUUGGUGGGCAGAUGCCCUUGCAGCAAGCGUCACCAACUGUAUUACACCUGUCACCUGGGCAGAGCAGCGUUUCCCAAGGAAGACCAGGCUUCACUACCAUGCCCUCUGCAACAAGCAUGUCAGGACCUAGUCGGUUCCCUGCUGUUAGUUCAGGCAACACUGCCCAUCCUAGCCUUGGGUCUGUGGUUCAAUCUGGUGCAUCAGGAUCAAACUUUACGGGAGACCCGCUGACCCAGCCAAACAGGACUCCAAUACCAGUCAGCGUGUCUCAUCGUCUUCCAGUUUCUUCUUCCAAAUCUACCAGCACCUUCAGUAACACACCUGGAACAGGAACCCAGCAACAGUUCUUCUGUCAGGCUCAGAAAAAAUGUUUGAAUCAGACCUCCCCCAUGUCCACUUCCAAGACUGCAGACGGCCUGAGACAAACACAGAUCCCUGGGCUCUUGAGCACAGCACUGCCAGGACAGGAUUCUGGAAACAAAGUUAUGUCGGCAUCUUUAGGAACUGCACAGCCACAACAGGAAAAAGCAGUUGGAUCAUCUCCUGGCCAGCCAGCUGUGCAGGUGGACAGUCAUUCAGGAGGACAAAAAAGGCCUGCUGCAAAACAGCUAACUAAAGGAGCUUUCAUUCUUCAGCAGUUACAGAGGGACCAAGCCCAUGCUGUGACACCUGACAAAAGCCAGUUCCGAUCACUGAGUGAUGCAGUGCAGAGACUGCUCUCCUACCAUGUGUGCCAGGGCUCCAUGCCCACCGAGGAAGACCUGAGGAAAGUGGACAGUGAAUUUGAAACAGUUGCCACUCAGCUCCUAAAGAGGACCCAAGCUAUGCUUAACAAAUACAGAUGCCUGCUCCUAGAAGACGCCAUGCGGAUCAAUCCCUCUGCUGAAAUGGUGAUGAUUGAUAGAAUGUUCAACCAGGAGGAAAGAGCUUCCCUAUCCCGGGACAAACGUCUGGCACUUGUAGACCCUGAGGGGUUUCAGGCCGAUUUCUGUUGUUCCUUCAAACUUGAUAAAGCUGCUCAUGAGACACAGUUUGGCAGGAAUGACCAGCAUGGCAGUAAAACAACCAGUUCUCUACAUCUGGCAGCCAAGGCCCAAAGCAGAGACCGAGCCAAACCAAGCGUGACCGAACCAACGAAUCAUGACCAAUUUCAUCUAGUGCCUAAUCACAUUGUGGUCUCUGCAGAGGGAAACAUUUCUAAAAAAACGGAAUGCCUCGGCAGAGCCCUGAAAUUUGACAAAGUGGGCUUAGUUCAAUACCGGAGCUCAUCUGAAGAGAAAGGCAACCGGAGAGACCCCAUGAAGACCAGUGAGUGCUCUCCUGGCCCUGAAGGCCACCGCAAAACCUUGUCCAGACCAGAUCAUGGUACUGAGAACAAACUCUCCGGUAUCCUAGUAGACUCCCACUUGGAGAUGUCAUGUAACGAUUCCUUCCAGGACAAAACUCGGAGGAAUUCUCCAAAGAAUGAAGUUUUACACACAGACAUCAUGAAAGGGUCAGGUGAACCCCAGCAAGAUCUCCAGCUCACCAAGAGUUUAGAAACAACAUUUAAGAACAUAUUGGAACUCAAGAAGGCUGGGCGGCAACCGCAGAGUGACCCCACGGUUAGCGGCUCUGUUGAAUUAGAUUUCCCCAACUUUUCUCCAAUGGCUUCGCAGGAAAACUGCCUAGAAAAGUUUAUCCCGGACCAUAGUGAAGGCGUUGUAGAAACGGACUCCAUUUUAGAAGCAGCUGUAAAUAGUAUCCUAGAGUGUUAAUAGCAGCAGUCCCUCCCCAGCCCCCAGCCCUUGCCCCGGACAAGUUACAUUCUCUCCUGGCAAAAGCAAAUGGAAACGGUCUCCUGUCUCCAGCCUGCUUGGUCUUUCAUCACAGGUUAUUCUUUUUAAUCUCAGUCCUGUUCUUUGUUUAAGAGCAAUACUUGUCGUGGUUAUAGGGAGAUCCUUUAGUAAAAUUCAUCCUUGUUAGAGAGCAGUCUGGUAGGCCCUACACAUUUCAAGUGUUAUGAAAGUGCUUAUGGUCAUUUUUUGUUUGUUUUGUUUUUUUUUUAACACUGUCUCUCCAUGAGCCCACAGUACACUUGACCCUGAGUAAAGUUUUGACAAUCAUAAGUCAUUUGAAAAGAACAGACUUAUUAAAGAAAAUCAAACAGGACUGAUAGAAGCUACUUUUUAAAGAAUAUCUCACUGCAGCUCCAAAUUAGUGUUUUUUCUGUUUUGUUUUGUUUUUUUGCGGGGGUAUUGUUCGGGGAAGACCACCUCGUUCCUCCCCGCUCAGCCCUCUCUGAGCAGUAAGUUGCUGACUGCUCUGCCAAGGACUCUACAGCCCUGGUGUCAGAAGUCAGUAGCACAUAAGCAGGGCAUUUGCAGGGCUUCCCUGUUGAUCAUUCAAGUGCUUUUCCAAUGCUCCUGGAGCAAAACCUCAUGCUUUUCAGCAUAUCCAUGUCAAAUUUCAUCUAGGGAAUGCUCUGUUCUUAGUUGUAAUAGCAUGACUUGAAAUAAUUUCACCAGGCUGAAUAAAGGAAAAUGGAAACCAGUUAAGUGGCACAGUGUACAGGGGAGGCCGGGAUAGAGCCAUGAGGAUUAUAAUAUGUAUAUAUGUAAAAGCAUAUAUAUGUUAACUAUGAAAAAAAAACAAAGAGUUUUGCAUUUUAUAAUUGGGUAUAGUCAACAUACAAUGUAUGUUUUGUUUGUUGCUGGGUUUGGUUUUAUUUAACCUCUCUGUGUACCCUCUCCCACAACAAAUAGCCAAGCAUCAAAAGCACUUUCAUUUGAAAACUAAGUUGCAAUUUUUCAGUUCAUACUUUAAGGGGACUUUGGCCUUGUUUCUGCUUCUUGUUGUCUGAGAACAGUAGUCACUCCUGUCAGCAAUCAUUACCAAAACACAGACAAACCAAAGGUAACCAGCCAGCCCAUCACUGAAAGGAAAGAGCUGAGACAUAGGAUUCCCACUUGAGAGCCAAAGGAUAUGCCCUGUCAUAGUUUGUGUUUGGCCUGUGUUCAUAUCAGUGAACACGACUUAUUGCUUUAUUUAUUUAUAUUUCUUUUCAGGGAGCAUUCCCCAUUUUCCUUUCUUGUAUAGCUGUCCCAGAUCAUCCCAUUUCUGUUGUUUCUUUGAUUUUCCAUGUCAUUGUAACCACCAAUGGGAAGGCUACACACUGGUAGGUUAUAUGCAUUCUUCUCUCACAGGGCAUGCACAUGUGUCUGAGCUGUUGGGAUCCAAGGUCAUUUUGGUUUCAGUGUAUGCACACUUGCUUACUUACUCUGCUCAUCUCCUUGUCCAUAGAUAUGUACCCAUUGGUCUCCACUCUAACAUAUUCCCAGAGUGGGGAUGAUCCCCAUUGUCAUCAUGUUGGGCAUUUCUUUUCCAGAUUGGCCUGCAAUGGAAAAGAAGGCUUCUGAUCAUUCAGUACACAGCAACAGAAGACCUAUAUCUUCCCUGCCCCUCUGUCCCUCCUUACAAAGAAAUCCCAUGAGAUACCCAGUCUGUAUAAGAGCAAAGUACCUUCUCCCUACCCCCAAGCCCUGGCCAAUUGAAAUAGGAAAAUGUGGGCCAUCUAGGGUUUCCAUUUUUUCCUUAUUUGUGCCAAUGUCCAAGUUGCGAUUUCCCCUUCUUACUGUAUUAUAACAUGUUAGAAAGAUAAGUUGGUAUUGCCAGUUGGACCUUUCUGUUUGGGCAGCCCUGGGUUAACAGCCCACCCUGAACCCAUGAUUUCACAGGCUCUUCUUCUGUUAGGGCUCACACUCCCCUAAUUCAAGAUGGUCCCUCCUGAUCAAAUUCUUCUCAUUGUGGAACUUUAUACCUGGAAGCCUUCAUGUGGGCUGCUAAUGAAUUACAUUAAUUACUGUGAAUCAGUGGAAUUCUUAAGAGAUAAGCUUCAUGUACAUUCGUCACCUCUCUUUCUGCCCUCUCCUGCCCUCCUAUCCCACUUCAAGCUUUUCUAUAUGCCAUCUUCAAGGGUUUUUAAGCCCUAACACUUGUCAGCAAAUGGAGAGCCUAAUUUACCAAAAUGAAACUUGUAAAUUUUUGUGUCCUUGUAUGUAAGUUUACUUUUUAUGGAGGAAAGAUUCUAGAUAAUGACAAAUGAAGAUUACAAAAUGUAUUUUACUCCUGUGAUUAGGUUACGUGCACAUGGGUCAUGACUCGCAUGUCGAGCCCCUCUGACGAAGGAUAAGAGAGCUCAGCCUUGGACGCCAACAUUCAGUUGUUCAGGUUCAUUAGUCAAAGUUAAGUUUUAGAACUACUUGUACUCAGUAACAAAAAUCAUUUUCUUUUCUUUUCUUUCUGUUUGUUGUUGUGAAAAAAGUGUGAAUUUGUUAUUACGCAUUUGAUUUUCUGUGUCCUUAAGUACUGCCUAAAGAUAAAGCAAAUUUUAAACUGGCAAUUACGAAAAAGAACUAUUUUAGCUCUGAAGAAUUUAGUAGACUCUGUUAGAUUAGGGAGGCCUUACAGACUGACUUGACCUAAAGAGGACGCGUCACUCGCUGUCAGUGUGGUGUGGCUUUAUUUGCUUAAAUACCUUCAUUUGUAUAGUAUGUCUCACUUGAAAUUGCUUUGUAUACAUUUUGUAAAAAUAUUUAUAAAAUGUUUUGUAAAAAAAAAAGUAUAACAAAUUGCAGUUUAUUUUGUUAUGUUGGAUAAAUACUGUUAAAAGAAACCAGUCAGUAACUAUAUUGUUAAUCCAUGGUUAGGAAAUGUUUAGUUGGAGAUUACAAAAUGAAACAACCAUUGCAAUACAGCCAAAGAUUUGGGAAAA
Messenger RNA from Marmota monax (woodchuck), 14520 nucleotides. It is a transcript of the gene Bicral, whose product is annotated as BICRA like chromatin remodeling complex associated protein. Gene Ontology annotation, biological process: positive regulation of DNA-templated transcription. The transcript has 13 exons. Bases 8285 to 11524 code for a protein of 1079 amino acids. Gene Ontology annotation, cellular component: SWI/SNF complex. Lineage: Eukaryota; Metazoa; Chordata; Mammalia; Rodentia; Sciuridae. The record is from RefSeq and is a predicted model, not a curated record.